Molecule: messenger RNA, 3228 nt
Organism: Thamnophis sirtalis
Lineage: Eukaryota; Metazoa; Chordata; Lepidosauria; Squamata; Natricidae
Source: RefSeq, a predicted model, not a curated record
GACAUGAUAAAAAUUGUUGAGGGAAUUGGUUUUCAAGCAUCUUUGGCUAAAAAAGAUCCAAAAGAUCAUAACUUGGAUUAUAAAGAGGAAAUCCAACAAUGGAGGAAGUCAUUCUUAUGCAGCCUGGUGUUUGGUAUUCCAGUUUUGGUCUUAAUGGUUUAUAUGUUAUUACCCAUUGAUAACCAACAUGGAUCAAUGGUGUUGGAGCAAAACCUGAUUCCUGGACUGUCUAUUCUAAACCUUCUCUUCUUUGUACUUUGUACUUUGGUUCAGUUCCUGGGUGGAUGGUACUUCUAUGUCCAGGCCUACAAGUCAUUAAAGCAUAAAAUGGCCAAUAUGGAUGUCCUGAUAGUAUUGGCCACAUCAACUGCUUACGCCUAUUCAUGCAUCAUUUUGAUAGUUGCAAUUACUGAAAAGGCCGAACAGAGUCCCAUCACAUUUUUUGACACCCCGCCAAUGCUGUUUGUAUUCAUAGCCCUUGGGAGAUGGCUGGAACACAUAGCAAAGAGUAAAACAUCAGAAGCGCUUGCUAAAUUAAUUUCUCUUCAAGCUACAGAAGCUGUGGUCGUGACACUUGGACCUGACAAUUGCAUAAUCAAGAGAAGCCAUGCCAGUCACUAAAAAACCUGGCAGCGUGGUUAUUGCGGGUUCUCUCAAUGCACAUGGCUCUGUGCUUGUAAACGCAACUCACGUUGGCUCUGAUACCACCCUGGCACAGAUUGUGAAACUAGUUGAGGAAGCUCAGAUGUCAAAGGCACCCAUCCAGCAACUAGCUGACAGAUUUAGUGGUUAUUUUGUUCCAUUUAUCAUAAUAAUUUCAACAGCAACCCUGAUAACAUGGAUCAUAAUUGGAUUUAUACAGUUUGAUGUUGUACUAAAAUAUUUUCCUCAUCACAGCAAACAGAACUCACAAGCUGAAAUUAUCCUACGGUUUGCCUUCCAGACCUCCAUCACAGUGCUGUGCAUUGCAUGUCCUUGUUCUUUGGGCCUGGCUACUCCAACUGCUGUGAUGGUGGGCACUGGAGUUGCUGCUCAGAAUGGUAUUCUAAUCAAAGGAGGGAAACCCCUGGAAAUGGCACACAAGGUGAAGACAGUGAUGUUUGAUAAAACCGGAACCUUGACUUACGGUGUUCCCAGAGUCACGCGCGUUCUCUUGCUGGGAGUCACAGAAGCUACCCUGCCUCUGAAAAAGUUCCUUGCUCUUGUUGGUACUGCCGAAGCCAGCAGUGAGCAUCCUUUAGGAAUGGCUGUCACUCGAUAUUGCAAAGAGGAACUUGGCACAGAAAUCCUUGGAUGCUGUAAAGAUUUUCAGACAGUUCCUGGAUGUGGAAUAAGCUGUAACGUUAGCAGCCCUGAAACCUUAUUGGGUGAUCAGAUUGAGCAGUAUAUGACCAGUCUCAGCCCUCAUAUUGAUGGCUUUGAUAAAGGUGUUAAAGAUCAGACUCCACUCCCCAAAGCAAGAGAUACGGCAGUUUCUCAUACUUAUUCAGUGUUGAUUGGGAAUCGGGAAUGGAUGAGACGGAAUGGCCUGCAUAUCCCCAGUGAUGUUCAUGAGGCCAUGAGAGACCAUGAAAUGAAAGGACAGACAGCAAUUCUGGUGGCCAUAAAUGGUGCACUUUGUGGCAUGAUGGCAAUAGCAGACACAGUCAAGCCAGAGGCAGCCUUAGCAAUGCACAUAUUGCAGAAUAUGGGAGUGGAUGUGGUGCUUAUCACAGGAGACAAUAGGAAAACAGCCAAAGCAAUUGCAACUCAGGGGUAUUCAUGCCUUUAGGACUUGUGUUACAUCCAUGGAUGGGGUCAGCUGCAAUGGCUGCAUCUUCGAUAUCCGUAUUGCUCUCUUCGCUGCAGCUAAAAUGUUACAAGAAAACAGUCUUGGAAAAAUAUGAAGCUGAGGCUCAAGGCUGUAUGAAGCCACUGACUCCUUCUCAAGUUAGCGUCCAUAUUGGGAUGGAUGAUUGGAGACGGAAACCUCCCAAAUUAGCUACCUGGGACAGUAUCAGUCAAGUGUCCCUUUGUUCCCUGACUUCAGACGUAGCGCGAGGAGCCUUGGAAGAUGGAGCAGACAAAUGGUCACUACUCACCAACAAUCAGGAUGAAGACCAAUAUAUUUGAAGGAUCUAAUCUGAUACCGAGCAGCAGCUUCCAAGGAUGGGACUAAGAGAGGCUUACAGUUCUGUUUCUGGAGCAUCUAGAGAGAAGUGUAUUUGGGGUGCACUGUGGUUCCUGUUCUCAUCUGAAUAGAGGAGUGUACCUUCAUUUGAUCCUGGAUGGCUCCUGGAUUAGGAUAUGGGCUAAUUAUAAUAUGUGUAUCAAGGAACGGAACAGUGUUUGCAUUUCACUACCAAAUGCUGCCAUAUUUACAUCAAGUAAUACAGGGGGGUCAAGUAAUACAGGGGAUCUGGCCUGUGUGGUGCUUAGAUCUGGCUCGCGGGGCCGCUGUGGAAACAGCGAAGAACCGGCCCAUGGUGCUUCUGCCAGCCGGGCUCUGUUUUCAGCUGUGACAGCCUCCUGCAACUCUCUGCCAGUGAAAACGGAGCUUGGGAAGGCCAAGCUCCAUUUUCACUGGCAAAGCAUUUGGGCCACCAUAGGCGCCCCCCACACGAGUGAUGUCCAACUGGCCACCCCCACCCCCGCCACCCCAAAGUCAAACACAACCCUGAUGCAGCCAUCAAUGAAAUUGAGUUUGACACCUCUAAAGUAAUAUCAGAAAAAACAUAUUCUCUUAAAGGUCAGAAUACGAUUGUUAAAAUGAACGAUCAGGCUGGUUGUACUUCAGGGUGGGGCAUGGAGGAGAAGUAAGUAUACUUUUUAGGGGUAUGCUGUAUUUGCAUUUUUUGCAGUCUUAAAGAAGGCAAAGUAAAAGAGAAACCUUCAAGGUUAUUCAUAUCAUGUGCAUUUUAUAAUAUUGGAUCAAGCAGCAUAUAGAAAGCUGUUCUAUAUAUUUUGUUUCCUUUUAAUGAUGCUGAAUCCCAAGUUCCAUAAAAAGGCAAAUGUUUCUUAAAUUUCAGAAGGCAACAAAAGUAGAGUAUUGUUAGGCAUAGUGGCAGUGGUGGGCUUCAAAAAUUUUAGCAAGGGGUUCUCUGCCUGGUUGCUGGGUGGGUGUGGCCAUGGUGGUGUGGCCUAGUCGGCCUCCUGCACCACAGCAGGGGGGGCUUCUUGCCCUCACUGGGCUCGGGAGGCUUUCCUUGAGCCUCUGGGAGAGCCUCCCCAGGUUCCGGAGGCCUUCCU